Molecule: messenger RNA, 1254 nt
Organism: Saccharomyces paradoxus
Lineage: Eukaryota; Fungi; Ascomycota; Saccharomycetes; Saccharomycetales; Saccharomycetaceae
Gene: BDH2
Product: putative dehydrogenase BDH2
Exons: 1
Coding region: 1-1254 (417 amino acids)
Biological process (GO): butanediol biosynthetic process
Cellular component (GO): cytoplasm
Molecular function (GO): zinc ion binding; (R,R)-butanediol dehydrogenase activity
Source: RefSeq, a predicted model, not a curated record
AUGAGAGCUUUAGCGUAUUUCGGUAAAGGUGACAUCAGGUUCACCAAUCAUUUGAAGGAGCCACGAAUCGUGGCUCCCGAUGAGCUUUUGAUUGAUAUCGCAUGGUGUGGUAUUUGCGGUACGGACUUGCACGAGUACACAGAUGGCCCUAUCUUCUUUCCAGAGGACGGGCACACGCAUGAGAUUAGUCAUAACCCAUUGCCGCAGGCGAUGGGCCACGAGAUGGCUGGUACGGUUUUGGAGGUGGGGCCUGGUGUGACCCACUUGAAGGUCGGUGACAAGGUAGUUGUCGAGCCCACGGGUACAUGCAGGGACCGGUAUCGUUGGCCCCUGUCGCCGAACGUUGACAAGGAAUGGUGUGCUGCUUGCAAAAAGGGCUACUACAACAUCUGUUCAUAUUUGGGACUUUGUGGUGCCGGUGUGCAGAGUGGUGGAUUUGCAGAGCGUGUUGUGAUGAACGAAUCUCACUGCUACAAAGUACCGGACUUCGUACCCUUGGACGUUGCGGCUUUGAUCCAGCCCUUGGCUGUGUGCUGGCAUGCAAUUAGCGUCUGCGAGUUCAAAGCAGGCUCUACGGCUCUGAUCAUUGGCGCUGGCCCCAUCGGACUGGGCACUAUACUAGCGUUGAACGCUGCUGGUUGCAGGGACAUUGUCGUCUCAGAGCCUGCCAAGGUAAGAAGAGAAUUGGCUGAGAAAAUGGGUGCCAGGGUCUACGAUCCAACUACACAUGCUGCCAAGGAGAGCAUUGACUAUCUGAGAUCAAUUGCUGAAGGAGGUGACGGUUUUGACUACACGUUCGAUUGCUCCGGGUUGGAAGUCACAUUGAACGCUGCCAUUCAAUGUCUCACGUUUAGGGGCACUGCAGUGAACUUGGCCAUGUGGGGUCAUCAUAAAAUACAGUUUUCUCCAAUGGACAUCACACUGCAUGAAAGAAAGUACACGGGGUCUAUGUGCUAUACACAUCACGAUUUUGAAGCAGUGAUUGAGGCUUUGGAAGAAGGUAGGAUCGAUGUUGCCAGGGCAAGACAUAUGAUAACGGGCAGAGUCAACAUUGAGGAUGGUCUCAGUGGCGCCAUCCUGAAGUUGAUAAACGAGAAGGAGUCUACCAUCAAGAUUAUUCUUACUCCCAACAAUCACGGAGAGUUGAACAGGGAAGCCGAUAAUGAAAAGAAAGAAAUUUCCGAGCUGAGUAGUCGCAAAGAUCAGGAAAGACUACGAGAGUCGAUAAACGAGGCCAAGCUGCGUCACACAUGA